Messenger RNA from Fukomys damarensis (Damara mole-rat), 1743 nucleotides. RefSeq names its product mitotic arrest deficient 2 like 2 (gene Mad2l2). The record is from RefSeq and is a predicted model, not a curated record. The transcript has 8 exons. Lineage: Eukaryota; Metazoa; Chordata; Mammalia; Rodentia; Bathyergidae. The coding region runs from base 1046 to 1681 and encodes 211 amino acids. Gene Ontology annotation, cellular component: zeta DNA polymerase complex.
AUUUAUUGGCAGCACUCGUCAUAGGGAAUUUGCGCCUGUACAUGGUACAUACCCCAAGCUCGAUUUGAAGCAGGGAAGUUUUACUCUUGGCGGUUCAGCCUGGCGACUUUUGGUUGCGGGUACGGGGUGGGGAUGGGAGCGUCCCAAGGGUACCGCCCUUCCUCCCCUGUCCCCUCCCCCAACCAUCAGGUUCCCUAUCGGUUCAGCAGAUGCGAGUCUGAGGAUGUCAGCAGGUGUCGCUGCCCUGAAUCCCCGGCUGUGCCCUGCACCUGGUGCUCACCACUACCCCCACCCCUUCCCAGCUCCUCCUAAAGCAAGAGACACGCAGUGGAGGGGAAAAGGCAUAGCGAUGCGGUGUAAACACACAGGUGUCUGGUCGCGCCCAAGUGACAUCGAAGGGAGAUCUCAGCACAUUUAGGGGCCUUGGAGUCGCGGUGGGCCAGGCCUGGCUCCGCCCCGCCGUGGCCCGCCCCACAGCCCCGGCCCCGCCCCAGCUUCCUUUGACUCCUGCUCAGUAGCUGCCUCCUCCCCGUCUAGCAUUAGGCUCCGCCUACGGACUCCCGGGUUGGGUGGCUCAGGGACUGGGCGUGGUUAACAGCGGCGCUAGGACCAGAGCAGAGCCGCGGACGUCACGGAAAGGCGCCGAGGCGGGCGCGGGUUGAGCCGGAGGCGGGAGCUAUCGGUUCGGCGGUGCCGGGGCUCGGACCCAAACCCAGACGGGGACCUAGGCCGGAGCCCGUACCGGGGAACGGAGACGGGAGGGAUUCUCUCCGGGGAGGGAUCUGGCCGGGUAGGAGGUGGGACUUCCUCCGCCGGGUUUAGUUUUUCUCUGUCCGCGGCCGCGAGCAGUUUGAGCGCGCAGCUGCGUUUGUCCCUGCUCCUCCCCGGUGGACUGAGGCAGAUCGGGGCGCGGCGGUGACCCCCGUGACACCUACGUGGGGGUCCUUCGUAGCUGUCCUGAUCCGGGCAGAGGGGGCGCCCUGCUCCGGCCUCCUCACGCCGAGGCGAACCACCCGACCCUCGGCCCCAAGUCGUGGCAAGAAGGAUGACCACGCUUACGCGACAGGACCUCAACUUUGGCCAAGUGGUGGCCGACGUGCUCUGCGAGUUCCUGGAGGUGGCCGUGCACCUGAUCCUGUACGUGCGCGAGGUCUACCCGGUGGGCAUCUUCCAGAAGCGCAAGAAAUACAACGUGCCGGUGCAGAUGUCCUGCCACCCGGAGCUGAAUCAGUACAUCCAGGACACACUUCACUGCGUCAAGCCACUCCUGGAGAAGAAUGAUGUGGAGAAAGUGGUGGUGGUGAUUUUAGAUAAAGAGCAUAGACCUGUGGAGAAGUUUGUCUUUGAGAUCACACAGCCUCCCUUGCUGUCCAUCAGCUCUGACUCCCUGCUCUCCCACGUGGAGCAGCUGCUCCGAGCCUUCAUCCUGAAGAUCAGUGUGUGUGAUGCUGUCCUGGACCACAAUCCCCCAGGCUGUACCUUCACUGUCUUGGUGCAUACAAGAGAAGCUGCCACUCGAAAUAUGGAGAAGAUCCAGGUCAUCAAGGACUUCCCCUGGAUCCUGGCAGAUGAGCAGGAUGUCCACAUGCAUGACCCCCGGCUGAUACCCCUAAAAACCAUGACAUCAGACAUUUUAAAGAUGCAGCUCUAUGUGGAAGAGCGAGCUCAUAAAAGCAGCUGAGGGUCAGCCUGCACCUGCCGAUGGACCACGGACCACAACUGUUGGACUCUGGGGACCCAGGU